This is a messenger RNA of Eutrema salsugineum, 388 nucleotides long. RefSeq lists its product as uncharacterized. The transcript has a single exon. The coding region runs from base 81 to 347 and encodes 88 amino acids. Lineage: Eukaryota; Viridiplantae; Streptophyta; Magnoliopsida; Brassicales; Brassicaceae. The record is from RefSeq and is a predicted model, not a curated record.
AAUUGUAAGAACCAAAUAAAAAGAAAGGAAAAGGAAAAAGAUCACAACCAAUCACAUCAUCACCACUAACACUUCUUAAUAUGAAGAGACAGAGAGAGGAGAUGAAGGAAGAGGAGACUGAUGAUCACUCAUUGGCUGUUGCAGCCAUGGCGGUUGCGGUUGCUGCGGCAGCGGAGGAGGAGGAGGUAUUGUGGGGCGGAGGAGUGGUGGAGGAGAUGACGUGGAGCACCGUGUGGUUGCCUUUUUGGGACGUUGAGUUCGUUGGAAGAAACUACAAUUUGUUGUUCAGUGAUGUUCUUUGGGACGAUGAUAUUUGGAACCUCAAGAAUCUAACUCAUUCCUCAUAGUUCUUUUCUUUUCCGAAGAAAAAAAAACAUAAUAAUUGGAA